Messenger RNA from Neoarthrinium moseri, 1281 nucleotides. RefSeq lists its product as uncharacterized. The record is from RefSeq and is a predicted model, not a curated record. Gene Ontology annotation, molecular function: protein binding. Lineage: Eukaryota; Fungi; Ascomycota; Sordariomycetes; Amphisphaeriales; Apiosporaceae. The transcript is spliced from 3 exons. The coding region runs from base 1 to 1281 and encodes 426 amino acids.
AUGAGAGGGGUCGACCUUCUUCAUUUCUGUGCUGCGGUUGUCGUGGCGAAGCACUCUAUAGCAGCUGUCGUUGACCAGGGCUGGUGCACGUGGCAGAGUCUACUUUAUGGCGUGGAGGACGCUCAGUGUUCAGAGGGGCGCUUGGAGUUCAACGAACCUGCCGAUGAGAACCAUUUGUCCGUCGCAUCGUCGUGGCCAGUGGCGACAUCUUGUGUUUCUGGCGGAAAUGGAACACGGACUUACUGCAUUUAUACUGACCGCGACGUUGCUAGGGAGAGAGGUAUCACGAUCAUCACGACUCCAUCCGAGGCACUCAAACUUGCCAAGACUACAGCGUUCAAAGACUUAAAGGGAUAUGAUCAUGUCAAGGACCUCAACGCUGCAGAGAGUCCGAGAUGGCGUGUGGAGGAAGUCCCUGGUAAGGGCAUGGGGUUGAUCGCCAAUCGGAACCUCCACGCCGGCGACCACAUCAUGAGCGUUUCAGCGUCCAUUAUGAUCGAUUAUGGCUUGUUCAUGGACAUUGGCGAAGAUGUGCGCACGCAAAUGCAGGCCAGAGCCAUCAGGUCGCUCCCUCUCAACCACCAACCAGCGUUCUUGAACCUAUCAACCCAUGAUGCUGUCCAAAGUUUUGAAGAACAAGUAGAUAGGAUCAUUUUGACGAAUGCUUUUGACAUAUCCGAUCGUGAAAUUGUCGAGAACCCGGAAGGCGUGGAAGACCAGCACUUUUUUACGGUAUUUCCUGAAGUUUCGAGAAUGAACCACGACUGCCGACCCAACGCGCACUAUUUCUGGGAUCCGAACACGUUCACGCAAAAUGUCUAUGCGAUUAAGCCAGUGACAGCUGGCGAAGAGAUUACUAUAUCAUAUGUAGACCAAUGCACCCAGCAUGAGCGCCUGGUCGCCGAGUCGGACGAGCGAAUUGUUCAGAUCCUAGAGUUGCAGCACUACCUGCGCGACUACAGCAAGACAUCGCCAGCAACGCCAGAUAUGGCAGAGCUCCUCAUCUCACUAUACGAACAGGAACGCAUUCACUCAAGGAUCUUUGAGGCUUACACCUAUGCUGCUAUCGAGUACAACGCAAUAGGUCAGCCGUGGAUGGCAACAAAGUAUGCUAGACUUGGCAUUCAACAUGGUUUUGUUGCCAACCAACCCACAGGCGAAGAUCACUUUGAUAUCAAGCAACUUGUCGAUGAUCCGUGGGAGCAUUGGUCGUAUAUGAUGAGGCGCAGCAACGGGGAAGCAGGUGCUUCCACUGCACACCCUGAAAAGAUGUCAAUAUAG